GCUAUCUAGACCGCGAGAAUUCUUCUAGUCGUUGCCAGCGACCAGACAGCUCCCAAUUGCGCAUUCCCAUUUUCAGGCAGGGCUGCUAAGUGUGUUUUUAUAUAUCCUUUACCAAGUUUGCACCCGUGUCCUCCAACUUCUCUUAGCUGGGACGCUCCCAACGAAGCUUCCAGUCCGGCGACAAAGGACUUGACUCUUUCAAACAUGUAUAAUCCAUACCAAGGUUCCCAUCUCUAUGGGCGACCGCCAGAGUUCAGCGGCUUUCCGCCUCCGGGCAUGGGUGCUCCACCCGGUAUGUCUGCCCCUGGAACCGCUCCUCCUCCGGGGAUGCAGCAGGCAAAUACACAGCAGCCUGGACGCCCAGCUGGCUUCCCAGCCAACUUUCAGCCUCCCCCCAACAUGCCGAAUAUCAACUUCUCCGCUCCCGUCAUUCGAUUGGGCACAUCGGGGCCUGCCAAAACGUCCACACCCGAGAAUGCAAUGCUAGGUGCAGAGUCAGGUCGUCGGGCAGGUCUAGGGUCUAGGAAUGUCGAGUCGCAGCGGCAAAAUAUCCGUGAUGCGAUGAUGCAGCUACAGCCGCCUACUAAAGAAGAGAUACUGAGGACGAUAUUCGUGGGUGGGAUUACAGAGGGAACUGGUGGCGAUGAUGGAGUUGAGAGAAUCUUACGCUGUGCAGGCAAUUUGAAGCGCUGGAUACGUGCGACUGACGCGGAUGAUAAGCCUUGCAAGUUUGGUUUUGCAGAGUUCGAAGAUCCGGAUAGUUUGAGCAUUGCGUUGGAGGUUCUCAAAGAUGUGGAGGUUCCUGUGAAGCGACAAAUGCCACGUAAAGCAGAUGAAAAAGAGGAUUCUGAAGUCGACAAGUCCACGCUCCUGAUUGUAUUUGACGAGGGUACUGUCAAAUAUAUCGAACAAUACGAAUCAUCUAAAACCGAAGAACAAGAUUCCGAACAACAACCGCGCAUCGAGUCCGCCCGUCAAAAUUUAGCCUCCGUUUUGUCCGAUCUUACGCAUCCUGCUGUUCCUCCACAAGCCGAAGAGGCGUCAGCCGUUGAUCGUGACGGUGAUAUAACCAUGCGAGAAGGGGAAGGCAAAGAUGGGUCAGCUGAAGUCGUCACUAUUCCCAUCACCGCCGAAGAUGAACUAUCAGACAUUCCAGCAGAAAUGCGGGAGAGCGUUGCCAAAGAAAUCGCAGCAUUUCGCGAGAGAAGCAAUCGCCGGGAUCUCGAGCGUCUACGUCGCGAAGAAGAAAUCGAAUCGAUGGAACGUGCGAGAAAUGCCGGAGGGCGCAUCAAUAGAUUGGCUUCCCCGCCACUUUCGGCACCCAGCGGUCCUGCUGGGGGAGCGAACGGCGUACCUCUUGGCCCGCGUGACCGUUCUAUCGCCAACGCACCUUCUGGCCCUAAGGGCUUUGGUGUGCAAAUUCCAAAGGAUUACCAGAAGGGUGUCUCUUUUGUGAAUGGGAACGGGGUCGGCUUUGACGGUGAGGAUGAAGGUACAGAUGCUAGUGACGAAGAACUUGAGCGCCGGAGACAAAGCAAGAAGAAUGGCGAGCUAGAAAAACAAUACCUAGAUCAAGAGCGAAGAUGGUUGAAUCGUGAACGCAGCCGUACCGCGGCUGUUGAGCGAGAGAGAAACCGCGACAAAGACGAAGAGGCUAAGCUCCAAGAAGCUAAGGAAGCAAUGGCAAAAUUCCUCAGUGAAUGGAACGACGAUAUUGAGAGCGGCCGGAAAGCAGAGGAUUACUACGCCGACCAUGGAGCCUGGGUUCGAAGUCGAACAAGCAUCCGUGGCAGGGAAAUCAAAGCUGACGAAGCGGAUCGCGCAGCUGAGGAGCGUGAAAAGACUAGAUCUGCCCAGCAACGCGAACAAGCGCGCGGUAUGGCUGACGACUUCCUGGCUCGUCAAGCCCAGGAACUGGAGACGAGAAAUCAGGCACCAAGAGAACCACAACGUUUCAAGCUUUCACUUGGCGCAGCUGCUCAACAGAAAGCUCAAGCCGCCACUUCCCGUCGUACUGUUGCUGAAGUUGAAGGGCUGCUAGAGGAUGAAGAGGAAGUGGACACCACAACCAAGCGGACACUCGUCCCCAUCAAAUUCGAUUCUGCUGCGGAAGCCUCCGGACUCACAGACGAGGAACGAGCGCAAGCCGCAAGACAGCUGGCAGCAGAGAUCCCCACCAGCAAAGAAGGACUCUGGAAAUGGGAGGUCAAAUGGGAGUUUGUCGAUGAGUCCGUGCUGGGAGACCAGCUCAAGCCGUUUGUGGAGAAGAAAAUCAUGGAGUACUUGGGUGUGCAAGAGCAGAUGUUGGUUGACGUGGUCGAGGAGCAUCUUCGCAGGCAUGGUCCUCCUCAGGAGCUGGUGGAGCAGUUGGCUGAGGCUCUUGACGAGGAGGCAGAGGUGUUGGUUAAGAAGCUCUGGCGAAUGAUUAUUUUCUUCUCGGAAAGCGAGAAGCGUGGUCUGUCUGGAUAGAUAGUAGUUAAGAGACCCAUUAUGUAUUCAUUGACCCGCGGGCUAUUCUGCAUGACUUGAUAAUGAGCACCGAGUAAUAAUCUCUCUAUUACUAUCCCUCUAUUCCUAUAAUCUCCCUAUUCU
This is a messenger RNA of Talaromyces proteolyticus, 2592 nucleotides long. RefSeq lists its product as uncharacterized. The record is from RefSeq and is a predicted model, not a curated record. Gene Ontology annotation, biological process: mRNA processing. The transcript is spliced from 5 exons. NCBI's taxonomy places the organism in Eukaryota, Fungi, Ascomycota, Eurotiomycetes, Eurotiales, Trichocomaceae. Gene Ontology annotation, molecular function: mRNA binding. Gene Ontology annotation, cellular component: spliceosomal complex. The coding region runs from base 205 to 2469 and encodes 754 amino acids.